GGCGCCGGGGAGCCCAGGCGGGCGAGGGUGGAAGCCGAUUCAGGCCCGGAGAGAGGCCUCCGCCACCCUUCGCUCGCUCGCUCGCUUCCUUCUUCAGUCCCUCCCUCCGCUGGCGUCCUUCGUGAGGGAACGGGGUGGGGGACCUUUAAGCCCCGGCUUCACCCCGGCGGCCCCGCACCCCUCGCUGCUCUCCUGACCGGGCCGCUGUUCGCCUCCCUGGGCUGACUGGCCGGCUUUCUUGGCAGGCGGCUGGGGUUUAUUUCGAGUAAGAGGAGCAAGGGAGAUAGCCCAAGGGACUGCGGGGUCAGAUUUUGGAACAGAAGCUCAUUUCUGAGCCAGGGUUAAGGCCUCCGGAAUGCCUCCAACGAGCCCCAGAUCACGGGGCCUCAUCCUUUACAUUUUUCUCUUCUUAUCAGGUGGUGUUUCACAAAAUGUCUCCUAAUGAGACCUUGUUUCUGGAAAGCACCAACAAAAUCUAUAAAGAUGAUAUUUCUAAUAGUUCGUUUGUGAACUUCCAAAUAUGGGACUUCCCUGGGCAGAUGGACUUUUUUGACCCAACCUUUGAUUACGAAAUGAUUUUCAGAGGAACUGGAGCCCUCAUCUAUGUCAUUGACGCUCAGGAUGACUAUAUGGAAGCUUUAACCAGACUUCACAUUACAGUUUCAAAAGCUUAUAAAAUUAAUCCAGAAAUGAACUUUGAGGUUUUUAUUCAUAAAGUUGAUGGUUUGUCAGAUGACCAUAAAAUAGAAACUCAAAGAGAUAUUCAUCAGCGAGCCAAUGAUGAUUUGGGUGAUGCUGGGCUAGAAAAACUCCACCUUAGUUUUUACUUGACAAGCAUUUAUGAUCAUUCCAUAUUUGAAGCAUUCAGUAAAGUGGUUCAGAAACUCAUCCCACAGUUGCCAACGUUAGAAAAUCUAUUGAAUAUCUUUAUAUCGAAUUCGGGGAUUGAGAAAGCAUUUCUGUUUGAUGUUGUCAGCAAGAUUUAUAUUGCCACGGAUAGCUCUCCUGUUGACAUGCAGUCCUAUGAGCUGUGUUGUGACAUGAUUGAUGUUGUCAUUGAUGUCUCUUGCAUAUACGGGCUGAAGGAAGAUGGGAGUGGAAGUGCAUAUGAUAAAGAAUCUAUGGCAAUUAUCAAACUUAAUAACACAACUGUUCUGUAUUUAAAAGAAGUUACCAAGUUCCUGGCGUUAGUGUGUAUCCUGAGAGAGGAAAGCUUUGAACGCAAAGGCUUAAUAGAUUACAAUUUCCACUGCUUCCGCAAGGCCAUCCAUGAAGUCUUUGAAGUGGGUAUUUCCUCCCACCGAUCCUGCAACCAUCAAGCAAACAUCCCUGGUCUGAAAGCAAUGACUCAUAAUGGCACCCCUAGGAAUGCAGUUUAGGGGAGAGAGACCACAGUAGGAUGGUUAGGUGCUUGCCUGCCCUGUGUCUGGGCGUCAGGGAUGGGCAGCACAGAGAACUUGCUGCCCAAAUUCCUCUGUGUAUUCUGGAAGAGGAAGGACUUUGCCAUGUGGAGCUGCAGGUGUAAUUGGCGUGGCAUAGCCGAAACGACCAUGAAGGACUUGGGGAUGGAGAACAUUGGCUUUUGCCUUUCUCUGGUGGCCCUUCAGUCCUAUCUUCACUUGGAACCCCCCCCCCNCCCCCCCCCCCCCCCGUGAUUUAAAAUACAGCCUGGGUUACUCUAGGAGAAAAGCUGGAUUGACAGCUGCUCAGCAUUAUGCAUUUGAACUGGAACAGUCACCCAUUUCAAGGAAGUUGAUGACCUCUUGCAGAUGUUCAGAAAUUCAAAAUAUUACAUCUUGUAACUUAGUUUAGCACAAUCGCAAACAUUCCAUUUGAUCCUUUGGGUUUUACCGUGACAUUUUUUUGUUAAUGCUUGAAAAAUAAUUCCAUAUUCAGUGCCUCAGUAAAGAAGCUGAUUUUCUCUGUUGUAGAAUGUUCUAAGAGACACAGACAACAUAACUCUGUGGCUGUGAACUAGUUUACAAGAUGUUUGUCUUACAUUUUUUUCAUUGUUGACAAGACAACUAACAGGUUGCCGGCAGGAGUUCCUGUAGUUGUUUUUCAAAGCUGCUUUUGUAGUAAAUGAUCAUCCGAUUUUGCCCUGUCAUGGCUGAUAUCUUCAUGAAAUUGGUGCUUAUUCCAACUUUUGAAACCAAUGAUGAGAACGCAUCCUGGGUUUGUGUUUGCAAAACAGGGCAUACGAGACCCACAAAUAUAAUGGUCCAAAGUUUUGUUACUAAAAUUUGCAGUAGUUCCUCACCAGGCAAUGAAGUUCCUUUGCCCAAAAGCUAGAAAGAUAUGUGUGUCCCUGUGCUGGCCUGUUUUCAGUAUGUGAGAAGUGUGCCUCUUCUGCUAUGGCUCAUGGUGCCCUGAAUUUGGAAAGAGUUGCUGGCCCCUCUAGUGGAAAGGCCGCACUUCUGGAAAGGCCACCGACCUUCAAGCCAUGUUCUUCCACAGGAAUCUCUGCAAGUAUGUGGAAGGUUUAGUAGGCUUGCUGCUGCCUGCAGCUGAGUGGGUUCUUACAGGCCGUUUGGUUCAGAGGGGGCUUCCAUGUCAAUGAGCUGCAGUAAUAAAAAGGAUUUAUCUGA
Molecule: messenger RNA, 2588 nt
Organism: Pogona vitticeps (central bearded dragon)
Lineage: Eukaryota; Metazoa; Chordata; Lepidosauria; Squamata; Agamidae
Source: RefSeq, a predicted model, not a curated record